This is a messenger RNA of Bubalus bubalis (water buffalo), 746 nucleotides long. RefSeq names its product mitochondrial import receptor subunit TOM6 homolog. The coding region runs from base 348 to 572 and encodes 74 amino acids. The record is from RefSeq and is a predicted model, not a curated record. Lineage: Eukaryota; Metazoa; Chordata; Mammalia; Artiodactyla; Bovidae. The transcript has 3 exons. Gene Ontology annotation, cellular component: mitochondrion; mitochondrial outer membrane translocase complex.
GGAUGGGAGAUGGAAGGAUGGAGAGAGCUCCUGUGCUGAUUCAGAGAAAAGCGAUGGGAGACGGGUCCUCGGAAACUGGAAAGAUAGAAACUUAUCCAGAAUCUUACAAAGAGAAAACGUAGUGAAACUUCAAACCCAGGACAAUCAGAGUGCACAGGAGCAGUGAGGACAGGCACUCGUGAACAUGCCUCUAGGAGGCCUGGGCACCCGGCCAAGGCAGCUGGAGUGGGAGCUGGGUCCAAGCGGCAGCAGCAGAAGGGCCCCACCAGCCUGCUGGUCCUGUCCCUAAGGGCUGAUUUAAGAAUCAAAUAAAAUGAAGCGUUCCUAAGGAGUGCAGAGGUGCUGCUAUGGCUUCCAGUGGGGCCGGGGUGACUGCUGCGGGCUCAGCAAAUGAAGCUCCCGAAAUUCCAGACAAGGUGGGGGACUGGCUUCGGGGUGUCUACCGCUUCGCCACCGACAGGAAUGACUUCCAGAGGAAACUGAUUCUCAAUUUGGGACUCUUUGCUGCUGGAGUUUGGCUGGCCAGAAAUCUGAGUGACAUUGACCUAAUGACACCUCAGCCUGGGGUCUAGCCUGUGAAGACACAUGGAACCCCUGUGCUGUACUAGACCCCUUCAAAAACAGCCUCCAAUCUGUGACCAUCACAAGACUUGCCCUGAUGGGGGCUGAAGUUUGAUUCAGAUGGCACCUUCCCUUCCCUUCCCUGCCUGACUUCCUUUUCUUUGCUGAGUCCACUCAGGAAACAG